Molecule: messenger RNA, 944 nt
Organism: Babesia bovis T2Bo
Lineage: Eukaryota; Apicomplexa; Aconoidasida; Piroplasmida; Babesiidae
Product: putative integral membrane protein
Exons: 1
Coding region: 193-897 (234 amino acids)
Source: RefSeq, a predicted model, not a curated record
UCCAAGUGGGCAUAUAGGCUGGUCAAUGUAUACUCAUAAACACCUGGUUUAAUUUGUAUAUUCUUUAUCAUUAUCAUUUCUGUUAAUUCUAGAUAUCUAUCGCGACCCUUUGCCCACCUAUAGGUGUGUAGUAUCAUCCUGCGCCAUACCACUGUGUUUACUCUGAGAUAUUGCUUCUAUUAAUUUGGCAAUAUGGCUCAAUCAGAUGCUGCUCGCCAGCGCCGUAAGCGCGUUCUAGGAGACUCUACUAAGAGGCUCAAUUCUCUUAGUAAGCCUGAGUACGAUGACGAUGAAUCUGAGCCUCCCACAUCUUUUGUGGAGGAGGUUUUUCGUACUCAGAGUGGUAAAAAGACGCCUGCCAAAAAGAAGGAGGAUAAGUCUGAUGUGUAUUCGUUGAAUCACGUAUCUACUCGUCGCAUUGCAUUCUUCAACAUAUUGAGCUACGUGGUCAGCUUUAUUUUUGGUACUUACGCCUGUUACACUUUACACGCUGAGCGUGUAAGUAUGUACUGCCCAUUUUUCUUUCGUGGUUUGUUCUUCAUGAUGGAUAAGUUCGGCGUAGGUCGUAUGAUAAACCAUGCAAUGGAUCUUUGGAUAAAUGCUCCAUUGUAUGUUCAUAAGAAAACUGUUAUGGCCCUGACGUAUGGUUCAAUGAUGAUGAGUUUGUAUCCUCUAUUUUCUUCGUUUUUUACGACUAAUGGCAAAAAGAAGCCCUCUGAAACUGAGAAUUCAAAUGAGGAGGAAGAGAAGGCUGAUCAGUAUGUUGACAUAAGCGAGGAACAGCUGAUCCGAUUUGGUUCAUUUGUUGCUCGUUCGGCUGCUGCGUGUCUUGUAUUUGGACUUUUGGGUUACGACGGUCUAUAUAACAUGCCGAGCAUCAUUACAUUUCUCCGAUAGAUUAACACUAUUCAACAUUAGUAGUUAGAGUUCAUGUGUAUGUAUAU